AUGUCGUCGAGGCAGCUGCAGCGGCUCGCCGUCACGCCGCCGUCCGAAGACUCGGACAACGUCGUCCCGGGUUCGCGUUACACAAAUCGUCAAUCGCCUUCUUCCUCGAAUCACCAGUCCCCCGCGGAAGCAGCCCCGCAACGCGCCCACCGGGCCUGCGAAAAAUGCACGAGGACGAAGAAGAAAUGUGACAAGGGCCUGCCCGCCUGUUCGAGAUGCACCAGACUCGCCACCAACUGCUGCUAUGACUUUGUCGUCAACCCGCCAUCACUGACCAUUGUCGACCAUGGCGUCGCGGCCCAGCAGCCGUACAACGCGGCUGGCGAUCCGGGCUCCGCCUUCGAGUGGCUCAACCAGGUCGACUUCACCGCCAGCCAGAUCAUGCAGCUUUUGACCAGCCGCGGCGUCGACUGGAAGGCCUCAGUCACGAUGUAUUUUGGUACAAUCAACACAUGGCUGGCCGUCAUCCACCCCGAAGUCUGGGAGAGACGGGUCGCUGCCGCUCAACUCGAGACGAACCCUGACGACGUUGAUCUGGCCCUCAUGGUCUUGUGCAUCCACCUGCUGACCAUUUGGAACUGCGACGAGUUUUCCCCGACUGCCAUGCUUGAGCAUCCUCUGUAUCAAUCAGCCAAGAGGAUAUGGAUUCUGAGGAAAGCCUUCAGCAAAGCCAAGAUUGAGCACAUCCAAGCGGGCGUCUUGAUCUCUCUCUAUGAGCUCGGCCACGGUAACAUCUCCCGCUGCUACCAGACUUUUGGUGAGGCGGCUGCGAUUGGCAAGGUCUUAUAUUUGAAGCCUGGAAAGUACGUCAAGGAGGAAGAGGACUUGCCUGCCGACCCCGAGGAAGAGCAGAAGCGAGCCCUCUGGUGGGUUCUCGUCAUCAUGGACAAGUAA
Messenger RNA from Colletotrichum chrysophilum, 894 nucleotides. RefSeq lists its product as uncharacterized. Bases 1 to 894 code for a protein of 297 amino acids. Lineage: Eukaryota; Fungi; Ascomycota; Sordariomycetes; Glomerellales; Glomerellaceae. The record is from RefSeq and is a predicted model, not a curated record. Gene Ontology annotation, biological process: regulation of DNA-templated transcription; DNA-templated transcription. The transcript has 2 exons. Gene Ontology annotation, molecular function: DNA-binding transcription factor activity, RNA polymerase II-specific; DNA binding; zinc ion binding.